Molecule: messenger RNA, 2839 nt
Organism: Pungitius pungitius (ninespine stickleback)
Lineage: Eukaryota; Metazoa; Chordata; Actinopteri; Perciformes; Gasterosteidae
Gene: cdc42se2
Product: CDC42 small effector 2
Exons: 6
Coding region: 349-579 (76 amino acids)
Biological process (GO): regulation of Rho protein signal transduction
Cellular component (GO): plasma membrane
Molecular function (GO): small GTPase binding
Source: RefSeq, a predicted model, not a curated record
UAUGACGUAAUUAGUAAGCGUAGUUCCUGGUUAAUUUUUUUUUUGCAUUCUUUAGCUUUCAAUCGAUCGUUCGUUUUCUACUCCGACGAACCGCCACUCAUCUGAUGACGUUAAAGUAAAGUUACACACAGCAAAAAAAACACGUUGUCUUUCGACACGUCCCGAAAUAUCUGAUCCUGCUGCUGUCCGGAGCGUGCUGACCCGUUUUUGUGCCAGACAUCAGGCGUCUGUUUCAGUUGUCGGUUUCCGGCACGUUUGCGUCUCUGGCAACACUGAACAGGAAGACCGACGCAGAGAGACGUCUGAACUCAGAGCGGAAACUGCUGCGGCUUCUUCCUCAGCUUCAGAAUGACUGAAUUCUGGGUUUGUUUCAGCUGCUGCAUUGCAGAGCAGCCGCAGCCUAAACGGCGGCGACGAAUCGACCGCUCCAUGAUCGGGGAGCCAACAAACUUCGUACACACCACACACGUAGGCUCGGGGGACAUGGGCCUGGGUUUGCCUUCAGUGGACCUUGUUCAAGCCCAGAUGAAAUCUAAAGGGGGCUACGUGCAUGGAGGAUCCGAAGGUUCUCAGUUGUAACAAGCCCUUCACAGUCUUGUGGAAACUACUGUUGUUGAUAAGAGGAAACGUUUUCAAAAAGCAGUUCUGUCCGUAAUGGACGCAGGACCAAAAGAUGAAGCUACUGCUUUUCCAUAAUGUUGUAUAUAUUUUUAUUUUCCAUUCCUUUUUUUUAUUUUUUAUGAAAGCACUGCUAUCCAUUUGCUGCCAUACUGUUGCACUGUAAAGAGUAACUUUUAAGAAUAGAUAAGAGGGUUUAGAAAGCUCAUAAUCUCAGUCCGACGUAUGCUUGUUUGUAUGCAUGAGGAAAAUAUUUUCAAAAAUAUUUGCUGUUGUAGCCCAUUUGGAUGCCUGUAUUUAUUAUCUGAUUUGUAAACGGACCUCAUGGUGGCUGGGCCACGCUGGAGAUUUGGAACAUUCAGUUUCUUUCUUUAAUUUUCAGAGGGUUAUCAAAGGACAGGCAGAGGUGUCAUGGCAAAAAGCGUUAUGUUUGUUUUUUCAUUCUGAGAAGUACUCAUUCUCUGAGUUGCUUUCAGGGUUAAAGAUUGCUGUCUUGUAAUAAACUUGAAAUGAGUAGAGUACACUGGAUCAUACAUUGUACACUCACACUUGCUUAGGAAUUUUGCAUUGAUUUUUUUUAUUUUUAUCCUCAUUUAGAUUUGAACCAUAUAGAAUUUUAAUAAACUAUGAACUUCCUUAUCGGCCUUCUGAAGUCAUGUUCAUUACUUGUUUUACUCGUGUGUCGUUUGGCAGCUUGAUGCCGCAAAUACAGAGCUCAGUGGCUCCAACAGGAUUCAUAUUUUUCUAUUUUCUUGUGCAGUAGAGCAAGAAUUAUACUUGGAUGUAACCAAAUUUACAAUCCAAUCACAGCCACAGGUUUUAUACUGUUUGCGGUAUUUUCAGAUCUGCAACCUACCUUCUGUAUGUCCAUCAACCUCUCUUUUGGUUCCUUGUACUGCUGUUCCUUUUUUGUAUUUCACAGUAAAUGUCGUGGCAUCGAACGAUUGUCUUCCCAUGAAUUAUUUUUUCUUUUAAGCAUUUCCUGUCACUUUUUGAGAUCUUAAGUUUCAUCCUUUUUUUUUCUCUUUAAAAAAAAAAAAAAAUGAAAUAUUGACCAGCCGACACAUGCAACUAAAUGGCAUUUUACCUCAUGGGACCUGCCUUUUGGUAGCAGUGUUUGAGAUUUAGUUGCUUCAGUGUUAAAGUUCUCUUUCCUUAAUCAAGUAGAGCUCAUCUUGUAUAAAGGGUCCCUCUCGUAGGGAAAUGUGAAUGAGCGCCGCUCUUAUGGCCAGAUUACGCUGGUUGUCAGUUGAUCUAAUGAUCCGAGUGGAGUCCUUGUUCUCCCUUUUUAUUCACUGGCUUUUCCAUCCCUCUGUAUUGUCAUGCGUAGUCCAAAUUUCAUAUUCAGGCACCUUUGGGACAGCAGCUGCAGUAUAAAUCUCAAAUGCACCUGCCACUCAUCACUGCUUGCUGUUAUCUUCAAUUAAAAAGUAAAAUGUGUCGAGCAAACCAGCAGGCCUGGAUUUAUCAAUACACGUCAUUUUGUCCUCGACGUUCAUCUCAUGAUUCUCCAACAACAGAAUGUGGUGGUACCAAGUCAAGCAAAAGUCUGUGUAAGUUGAUGUUAAAUGCAUGCUGUUGUCAUACUAUUUAUGAUAAAAAAAAGAAUAUCCUCUGUGUUGGUACCAGGCAGCGCCAAUUACCAGAUGGAUACAGUCACAUUUUAAUAUCUUAAUAUUUUUUUGGCCUUAAAACUGCUGCCAACCAUUCUCCCAACCCACAUUUAAUUAUGCGAUUUGUCACGAUGAAAAUAUUGUCACAGUGCUCAUCUCUUCCUCUUUAAAUGUUUCUGUAGUAAUUCCUGUGUGAAAAAAAGAUUCAGAGAUGUGUAGACUAGCUUGUGUUUUUUUUCCCAGCUCUGUGCACAAUUCUGUAGUAUGUCAGACAUACUGGGAUGGCAGUAUAUUAUGUGACCAGCAGGCUGUGCUUGUGGACUGGUUGAAUGUGACUUUAAAAUAUGUUUCCUUUUAGGAUUCUUGUAAUUGGACUUCUUCUAUGAUGAUGCUGUAAAUAUGUAACAUGAAAGUAAUGGAUCCAUUGUUUCUAUGUAUUCAGGGUCGGAGAUAUUUUAGGCUACUUUUCUGUUUAACAUCACUGGGAAGGCAGUGUUUUUUGUUUUGUUUUCAUCAGGAACUGCCUGAUGUGUCAUUCCUGCUUUAAGGGAAGUGCAUCUCGUCUUUUUUUCUGCAUUUUUCAGAAUAAACAAUGAGAAAUAAAUGUU